Molecule: messenger RNA, 672 nt
Organism: Mesorhabditis spiculigera
Lineage: Eukaryota; Metazoa; Nematoda; Chromadorea; Rhabditida; Rhabditidae
Source: the annotation of a GenBank genome assembly
AUGUUCAUCCUCUCCGAGAUGCAGGACAUUGUCGCCGUCGUGCCGCAUCACUUCAAGAAUCAACUAAAAGAGACUCUACAUAACAGCCUAAAUUGGCGGUUCGCCAAUAAGGUGAUCGUCGACCUGGGCCUGUGCGUGUGUUUGUACGACAUUCUGCACGUCGGCGACAUGUUCAUUUUGGCGUGUGAUGGGCGAGGGCAUGUGCCAGUCCGGUUUCGCUUCAUCAUCUUCCGGCCGUUUGUCGACGAAAUCCUGGAGGCGAAGAUUGUCAGCAGCACCGAGGCCGGCAUCACACUCUCGGUCGGUUUUUUCGAGGACAUCUUCAUCCCGAUGCACAAACUACCGUGUCCGAAUGGCUUUGAGAAGACCGAGCAGACAUGGUAUUGGGCCUACGGGCAAGAAGAGGGCGAGCCGCCCACAAAGCUGAUGAUGGAGGCCGGGAGCACCGUGCGAUUUCGCGUUGUGGAAAAUAUUUUCAAGGAUGUCCGGCCCGAUCCUAACGACGAGCCGAGCAAGAACGAGAAGUCCUUCCAGGUGAUUGGUCAGAUGAUGGAGAGCGGGCUCGGUUGUCUGACGUGGUGGAACAACGAGGGCGAGGAGGACGAGGAGGAGGAAGAAGAUGGUGAAGAACAGUCGGCUAACGGGGAAGAAGACGAGGAUAUGUCCGCCGAA